Molecule: messenger RNA, 150 nt
Organism: Suillus discolor
Lineage: Eukaryota; Fungi; Basidiomycota; Agaricomycetes; Boletales; Suillaceae
Exons: 1
Source: RefSeq, a predicted model, not a curated record
GAAGCUAUGGACUGCAUUCACCAUCUAAGACAAUACUGUUCUGUUCAGGCCAUCAAACUUGUCAUCAAAGACAGCAUCGAAAGCUGUAUCAUACAAUUGCAGAAGAGGAAAUCAGCGAUGGUGGAUGCCACACUAUCUACCGAUGAUUCC